Molecule: messenger RNA, 5032 nt
Organism: Rhopalosiphum padi (bird cherry-oat aphid)
Lineage: Eukaryota; Metazoa; Arthropoda; Insecta; Hemiptera; Aphididae
Product: protein sax-3-like
Exons: 18
Coding region: 553-4134 (1193 amino acids)
Biological process (GO): axon guidance; dendrite self-avoidance; homophilic cell-cell adhesion
Cellular component (GO): axon; plasma membrane
Molecular function (GO): cell-cell adhesion mediator activity
Source: RefSeq, a predicted model, not a curated record
UCACGAGCGCCGGGCGCCGUGGCAGUCAAUACAAGACCGUCCGCGUUACGGUACAGACCUCUCAUCGCCAUCGCCGUCGUCGGUCGCCGCGUAACAGUGUACAGCUGUCGUGCGUUCGUGUGCGGCAAGUGCGCGCGUACAGUGUCCGUCGGGUAUCGUCGUUUAACGGGGUAGAGAAUAACGUCCCGACGAUAUACACGAAAACACUAACAAUAAUAAUAUAGUAUAUCAAUCGGUUCCGGACAAUCGACGUGACCGGAAGUGUCGUACACCACUUCCGCCAGUAUAAAGUGUUUUUGUUUGUGUUUUAUCAAACGUUUCCGUGGACCGCCGUGAACUAUCGCCAAAGUAUAAGACAAAAACAUAACAUAACACUGCACCGUCGUGUGUUUACACUUUUAUUCGCGUGGACGUAUCAUGUGUUCGGAAGACGCGCCGCGGAGUUUAGUCGUCAUGUCGUCGCCGUCCGACGAUCGCCGACGACAAUCGUGUUGAAUAUUAUCGAGUCCACCGCUGCGGACUUUUUUCGUCUGCGCUACACGGUCCGCAGCCAUGCGUCCGUCACCCGACCGCCGGCUAAACACUGCCGCCGCUGUCAUCGCGGUCUGCGUCCUGGCUGUCUACGCGCCCGCAGACGUCCUGUGUGGAAAAGCUCCGCGGAUCAUAGAACAUCCCACCAACAUGACGGUCGCACUGCACGAGCCGGCCACGCUGAACUGCAAGUCCGAUGGUCAGCCGGUACCGGAAGUCCGAUGGUACCGGGACGGCCGUCCCGUGGAAUUCGCCGGUAGCGUUCGCAAGGCCCUAUUGCCGGAGGGUUCGCUGUUGUUCCUGGAAGCGUCACAGGGCAAGCGUGACUCGGACUCAGGGACGUACUGGUGCAUCGCUCAAAACGAGUUCGGUGAAGCUGUUAGUAGAAAAGCCAGCUUGGUCGUCACAUACCUAAAACAAGACUUUCGAGUCCAGCCCAAGGACGUGAAUCCCGCGUCCGGUGACACAGCAGUUCUGGAAUGUGACCCGCCGAAAGGACAUCCAGAACCAUCGGUGUCAUGGCAUAAAAACGGCCAAGCUAUAGAGGCUGACGAGAAAAAAAGAUGGUACAUUGAAGAUAAUGGAAAUUUGAUUAUUCGAGACGUGAACUCCGAAGAUGAUGGUUCUUAUACAUGUGUAGCUAGCAAUUUAGCCGGAGUUCGGAAAUCUAAACCGAUUUUGUUGGCAACUCAGAUACGUCCGUACAUGAUACAAGCCCCAAAAGACACUAUAGCUAUGGCUGGAUCCAGUGUACAGUUGCAAUGUAAAAUCGGCGGGACACCACAACCAGAAGUGUUCUGGAAAAAAAUAUCAAACAGUGGUGUCGCACAACACAUAAGGACUAGCCAUUAUAGAAAUGAGAAGCUUUCUGGGGACAGGGACACAUUUGAGCACGUUUACAUAACACAAGACGGCAGUUUGAGAUUAGACAACGUGAGUCCGGAAGACGAAGGGAAGUACGUGUGUCACGCAGAAAAUCACCAAGGCAAAGUAAACGCUGCGUCUUCCCUCACUGUACACUCUGUCCCGUUAAUCGCGCAAAGGCCUGCAGAUACACACGUAUCGGCCGGCAGCAAUGCGGUAUUUGAGUGCGGUGUUCGAGGUAACCCCAGACCGACAAUAUUCUGGUCUUUGCAGGAUAACGACACCGUGUUAUUCCCCGAGGAAAGUUGGAACGAAUUUCAUGCCGAAGACACGAAAGAUUCCGUGUCAACUCUGGUCGUACAUAACGUCAGGAAAGAACAACAUGAUCAGCUGGUCGUCAUGUGUUCGGCAAUCAACGAAGCGGGCUCGGACGAGUGGCGAGCCACACUGACGGUGGCGGCGGCUGCUUACGACGAGUCCUUACCACCAAUCAUCGAGUACGGACCCGCCAACCAAACCCUCCCAUACAGUUCGAUUGGUAAUCUUGUAUGCAAAGCAAUUGGAAACCCUCAGCCCGUGAUCACGUGGUACAAAGACGAUUCGCCGCUGUCGACGGAUAUCACUAGGAUCAACAUCACUGAAUCCGGCACACUCCAAAUCAUGAAUUUACAAAAAAGCGACAACGGCGUUUAUACAUGUGUGGCGUCUUCAGUUAACGGAAAAGCCACGUGGAGUGCUGAACUGAAAAUGGAAUCGCCGAAAAAUCCUAAUGUAGGAUUCUUCAGGUCACCGGAUACGUCAACGUUCCCCAGUGCCCCGAGCACACCCGUUGUCAUCAACCACACGGACACAACCGUUACGCUGUCGUGGGGCCGUAGCAGCAAGUUCGGAUCAUCGCCAUUGCUCGGUUAUCAGGUGGAAAUGUUCGCUUGUGUCGAGAACGUUGGAUGGGUGACAUUGGUGCGGAGAUUACACUCGACUCACUUUACGCAGUCUUUCUUAAAACCAGGCCAUUCCUACUUGUUCGUCGUGCGUGCCGAAAAUUCCCACGGUCUUUCUGCGCCUAGCCAUCUGUCCAACCGCAUCACAUUGCCCACAGAAUACCGUCAAAGUAUAUCAUUUUCCCACGAUAUGUCCAUCGCCAAGUCUACUUUGUUCGGCGGCCAUAUCGUAGACCUCAUCGACAUAAAAACGGUCAGCUCAACUUCGAUAAAACUUUUCUGGGAGAUUCUUAACGGAGAGUUUUUGGAAGGUUUUUAUUUAUACUAUCGUAGCAAAAAUAUGACCGGUCAAAAUACUACGUUUAUGAAACUCUUGUCUAACGCGACUGAACUGUCGGGAGCGUACGUGAUUAACACGCUAAAACCGUCGGUAACAUAUCUGUUUUUCUUGGUGCCGUUCUACAAGCACAUCAAAGGCCGACCGUCGAAUUCGAGGACCGCAAAAACUCACGAAGAUUGUCCUUCUCUAGCACCUCAACACGUCGAACCGACUGCCUAUAACUCUAGUGCAGUGUACCUGAAGUGGAAUCCACCGCCAGAUCACUCGCACAACGGUGUUAUCGUUAGUUACCAGGUAGUCAUACAAGGUGGUGCCAGUUGGGACGUACUAAGUAAUGUGACGGUCAGUGCCAGUACUCCUACUCUGCUCCUGACCAAUCUCACAUCGGGUGUACGAUAUAAGGUCAUGAUUGCGGCAGCGACAAAAGUCGGCUUUGGUCCGUACACGGAUUCGAUAAUACUACCGACAGAUUCUAUGAACCAAAUAAAUCAAUUUAACGAUGCAGUCAUCGAUCAUGAAGAAAUCAAAGAAUUUGUUGCUGAACCGUGGUUUAUUCUAUUGUUGGCCGGAGUCAUAACAUUAAUGGUCAUUUUACUGGCCGCCGUACUUUUCGUCAGAUACCGUCAGUUGGGUGCUAAAAAGUCACACUUAGGAGAUUCAUUAAAUCCUGCCAACAAACUGUCCUAUUCGUCGGGUUUCAAAACUAGUCUGGACGUAUCUCACCGAGGACAAGUAGCGUCGUUUUUGCAAUCCGAACACAGUGUCUCGAACAGCCAACGGUGUUUAUUCAUCGAUGCGAACUCGUGUCAUAAGCCCAAUUGGAUGCAUCAUGAUAUUGAUAGUAACGAGAAAGAUUCUAGUCAACAACUCUUACCUGAAAUCGCUGACUAUGCAGAAGUGAAUCCAAAUACAAUGAGUACAUUUUUAAAAGACCGUGAACUUUCGUCCCCGGCCCCUUAUGCAACAACCACGUUGGUGUCAAACUCGAGUUCUAGAAAUAUGAGACGAAAUUCCGAUGAUACAGCUUACGCUUCAGCCAAUAUUUAUAACCGUAAUCAAAACGUGUAUUCUGAAAGUGGAUAUAGCUGUUGUUCCAGUAAUAAUGACUGCCAGGGCUGCGCAGACGAUUGCGGGAGCAUGCAAGGCGUUCCUGUGUCAGUCGUUCUGAGCGGUUGUGGCCGAAAGACGUUUAGCGAAGUGUCUCACCACAGCAACAAAAGCGGUUCGAGGUUCAAUAAUUACCCACCAUAUUCAUCUAGGCAGCGAGCCCUGAUGCGCACUACGUGUUCGUCCAACGGCUACCACUACGUGGACCCGUCGGUCAUCGGGCCGAUGAGCAGCAGCAGCUACACCAAAGGCUACGGCCGAGACUGCGCGCCGCCGGACGUGGUUGGUCAGCAGCAGAGGUCGCCGUGCUACACCGAGGCGGGUGCCGUGAACACGCAAAACAUCUCGUGAACGGUUUUUUCGACCGAUGUUGUUUAAAGAACGAAAAACUGUCGAUGACUACCCCACCACCGUCGCUGAGUCGUGGCUAACCCGCGGUGCAGAGCGCCAUACCCCAUCGCCGUAGAACGAAACGCGUAUACACACACAGUGUAACAGUAUUAUUAUGAUGUGUUUUAUAGUGCAUUUAUAUAUAAAAAAAAAAAAAAAAAUACCUGUGCGUCGCAUUGUAAUGUAUAUUUGUCACGCUCGCCGCGCGGUGACGUACAGGGUGAUUCCGACGUCCGUUGUAAUGUGAUUAUUAUUAUUAUUAUUAUUAUUGUUAUGACGGCUGGGCGAGAUGUCUUACCUCGUUACGGCCGUCCCUUAUACCGCAAAAAACAGCAAACCAAAAUUAUUGUGUUGUACUCACAUUGAAAUCCCCCUCCCCCACCCGUUCACUAAUUCGCGUACACUCAGGGCCACGAGAGCGAAACAUAUCAUUAUAAUAUCGUUCACCCGUUUCUGACAUAAAUAUAUAGUGUUAUAUACGAGUCUCUAUACUUUUCGGCGGUAUCUUAACGGUAAUAAUUAUUAUUGUGGUUGUCGUACGGCAGCGGUUUCCAAACGAUGAAAUAUUUUUCAUUGCCGUGUUCUACUCGUCGUCAACGGUUUAAUAUUGUAUUACUAUUAUUAUAUAUUAUUACGAUUACCUAUAUGUAUUAUUAUUGUAUCAUGUAAAACGUAACGAAGAAAAAAUAAAUAAAAAUGUUAUUACAUCGUUUACGCGCGUAUACGACGGAAUAUUGUGCAGGUUAUUAGACCCCAACGUGUUUAUGUAAAUCUAAAAUAGUGCCAAUGUAUAUUUUGUAUUUCAACUGUACGUGUACAUUUUAAAUAAAACCUUCCAUUUGUUAUUUAUAAAAUUUAA